Messenger RNA from Auanema sp. JU1783, 399 nucleotides. Lineage: Eukaryota; Metazoa; Nematoda; Chromadorea; Rhabditida; Rhabditidae. The record is from the annotation of a GenBank genome assembly.
AUGCUGCAAAACGAACAUGCUGUACCCUAUCAGCUUGCUUUGGAUAACCCAUCAGUCACCCUUCUCGGAUUUAUGUCUCGCGGUUUUGGAUUGAACAAACCUGUCUGGCAAAACACAAACUUUGUGGUUUUCGACGAACUCUUCAAGUCUGUUGCAGCAAACGGAAAUGCUGACGCUCCGCCUGAAGGGUGGCGCCGUCCACAAACGCCGAGGCGUAUUGGAAAUGGUGCCACUGAUACUCGUUGGCUGAACCAUGCUAUAAGUGGACACCCAGCCAAGGGACAUGCUAUGGCUGCUCCGGUUGAUGCUGACCAGACACCAGAAGGAGCUCUGGCAAACAGAGCCCAUCAAGCAAAAGCCAGAAAAGCCCACAUUCUCAGCAGCAAGCCUCUAUGGUAG